Leguminivora glycinivorella is the source of this 2364-nucleotide messenger RNA. RefSeq lists its product as uncharacterized. The record is from RefSeq and is a predicted model, not a curated record. Bases 40 to 459 code for a protein of 139 amino acids. The transcript is spliced from 2 exons. Lineage: Eukaryota; Metazoa; Arthropoda; Insecta; Lepidoptera; Tortricidae.
GUGCGGGAUGUCAUAGUAAUAGGAUUAGCCAAUUCCGCUAUGAAGGAGAGGCUACUGCGCACGGAAGAUCUAACCCUCCAAAAGGCAAUCACUAUGUGCAGAGCGGCCGAAUUAUCCCAAAAACAAGUCGCAGAACUAACGAACGAGAUACCUGCAACCUCCGUGCUCAACGUCAGCUCAACGCCGAUUCACGACGUCAAACACGUCAAUCCUGUCAACACGUCAAGAACAAGAAGCAUCAAGAUGAGAAAAUGCUAUCGUUGUGGCAAUAACUGGGAUCGUACUCAUCAAUGCCCAGCCAUGGGUUGCAAAUGCCAGAAGUGUGGCAUCCCUAAUCACUUUGCAAAAGUCUGCAGGAACAGACAAGUUGCAGCGAUAGUGCAACAACCAAGUGAGGACGUCGACAUGGACAGCGAGGAGACUUACUUCGUAGGCUGCAUCAAUAGCGAGUGUGAAUGAAAAUGCAAUUCCCAGAGCCGAUCCACCUCGUCGGGUCCCUAUAGCACUAAGACAAAACCUUAAAGAAGAGUUGGAAAAUAUGGUGAGACAACAAAUAAUUACCAAAAAUGAGGAUCCGAUGGAGUGGGUCAACUCUACUGUUGUAACCAAAAAGAAGAACAAUAAAAUUCGCGUAUGUAUUGAUCCCCGGUAUUUAAAUAAGUUUAUUAUAAGAACGCAUAAACAGUUGCCAACUGUCGAUGACAUACUAGAUAAGUUAUCAGGAUCUAAGUAUUUUUCCAAAUUCGACUGUAGCAGUGGAUUUUGGACCGUACAGCUUGACCCGGAGAGUUCAAAGUUGUGCACGUUUUCUACUCCAUUUGGAAAUUACUCCUAUAAAAGAUUGCCAUUUGGACUUUCCGUGUCAACGGAAGCGUUUCAGGAACGUAUGGAAGAGACGUUCAGUGACAUCGACAAUGUACAAUUUUAUGUGGAUGAUUUAAUUAUUUACGCUAACACCGUGGAAGAACAUAAUAAAGUGUUACUAAAUGUAUUGAAAAGAGCUCAGGAAUGUAAUGUCAAAUUCAACAGGGAGAAAUCUCAAAUUCUGCGUAAAGAAAUUUCAUUUCUAGGUAUGAUUGUAAGUGACCAAGGGGUUAAACCCGACCCAAUGAAAGUAAUGGCUAUCUCUGAACUGAAAUGCAUUCAUGACAAGAAAGAACUUGAAAGAUUUCUAGGAAUGACAAAUUACCUGUCAAAAUUUAUCAAUAACUAUUCGACUAUUACAAGCCCGUUACGUGAGCUUCUCAAAAAAGAUAUAUUAUUUAAAUGGCUUCCUUCUCAUGAAAGUGCAUUUAAUAAGCUUAAGGACGCAUUAACGAAUGCUCCGACACUUAAACUAUUUAAUAGCAAUAAAGAUAUUGUUGUAUCAGUAGAUUGCAGCUCAGAAGGGGUAGGCGCUUGCCUUUUACAAGACAGACAGCCUGUUGCAUACGCUUCAAAGGCACUAACCGAAUGUCAGAAGGGAUAUGCACAGGUUGAACGUGAGAUGUUUGCUAUUGUGUUUGGAUGCAUUAAAUUCCAUAAGUAUAUUUUAGGAAAACAUGUCUUAGUUGAAACCGAUCAUUCUGCCUUAGAAAUUUUAUUUAAAAAACCUCUGUCUUUAGUUCCUGUAAGAUUACAGAGAAUGAUGCUUAAAAUACAAGGAUAUGACAUUACUGUCAAGUACGUGCCCGGAAAACAAAUGUACAUAUCAGACUUUCUCAGUCGCUCAUUUCUAAACGAUAAAAAUGAUGAAACAAAACAACUUGAUGAAGACUUUAAUAAGGAAAUAAUUUGUCAUGUAGAGAUUAUGAUGGAUUUGCUGCCUAUUUCUAGCGAAAAGAGACAGCUCAUUGCGAUGAAAACUACUGAGGAUCCUACACUAUCUUGUUUAAAAAACUAUAUUCAUCAUGGUUGGCCAAUUUCUAAAAAUAAUUUGAAUGACUCAGUAAAACCUUUUUGGAAUUUUCGCAAUGAAUUGUCUGUAGUUGACGAUAUUAUUUUAAGAAAUAAUCUGGUUGUGAUACCAUUGACAUUACAGAAAAUGAUGUUAGAAAUUAUACAUGAGGGUCACUUAGGAUUAAAUACAUGUCUUAGAAGAGCUAAAAAUGUUAUGUUUUGGCCUGGAUUGACAAGUCAAAUUAAAGAACUCUGCAAUAACUGUCAAACAUGUGCCGUGUUUAGAAAAAAUAAUACCAAAGAACCAAUACAUUUUCAUGAGAUACCCAGACAUCCUUGGUUAAAGCUAGGCACGGAUCUUUUCGAAUUUAAUAAGCAAUAUUUUUUGAUAGUUGUGGAUUACUACAGCAAAUUUUUUGAAGUGGUUCGAAUAAAUGACUUGUCUUCCAAAACCAUUAUCAAUCACAUCAAGUCUAUGAUAGCUCG